AUGGCACCUUCUCCUGAUGUGCGAUGUGCGAUGUGCGAUGUCCUACGUCUGAUGACCUACGUCUCAUGUCCUAUGUCUCAUGUCUGCUGCACAGAGACCCGUGAACACUGGAAGCCGAAGAAGCAAAAGUUGUUGGAUAAUUGCUUUGUGGCGGCAGACGAAGGGAGUAUGCCGUUCUUGGGCAAGAUUGUCGCUAUCGGUGAGGGGGGAUCGCAGAAAGCAAUCGAGGAGUGUGGGCGGUUUUUUGUGGUCCUGUAUUGGUACUACCAGUCACGAGAAAUAUCAAAGGUGUGCGUAGCGAGGCACAGAACAUCUCAGAUGCGCCGCGUGUCUUACCUUGGCCUUGGUCAGGUGUACUUCAGUAAAGUGGAGCCGAAAAACCCCGAGAAAUACCUGAUGCAAAAUGCCGAAUGGUGUUGCUCGUACGUCUGGGAUGCGAAGGGGCAAGAGAAGGAUGAACUAUCCAGUGGAGAGUUGCAUUCCUUGGCAGACCCGAACUUUUUGGAGAAACCGUUGUCGAAUCAACUACCAUACGGGCUGCUGAGCAUUCAAGACUUUGUUCGCCUCUGCUGUGAAAAAUUUCCAUAUCCCUACCCUGUGAUGGAUUUCGUCUACACUCAACUUGACUCAAAAAAAGGACCAAAGAUACUGAAAGUGAAUCCUGUCACCAAGGAGCUUGAGAAAGUGUCCAAGUCGAAAGAAAAUGGAUCAUCUCCACCGGAUGCGAAGGUUGCGAGCAAGAAAAAGGGCGAAGCCAAGUCGUCCAAGAAACGGCCACUGGAUGGAUCUGCUGGUACCGAACAAGAUGCGAAGCGGCCGAAACCGACUGCAGGGAAAGCGCUGGGGUUGAAGAAUGCACCAAAACCUCAGGCUCCUUCCCAGUCAAACGCACACCCACCGGAAGUCAAGAAGAGCAGCGAUUCUAUAGCCAAGAAGCAGCAGAUGGAUGCCAAGGCAGCGUCUUUGCACGCAAAACUCAAGGAGGUCGUUAAGGUCAAGAGACCCCCGGCGAGGAUGAAGGACGUCGACUCUGCCUUCAAUGUCGAGCUGGAAGCUGCGAUAGAGAGCCGGUCGAGCUCCCGUGUCGCUCACGAGAUCAAGGAGUUGGACAAGAUAAAGAUCCUCCCCCUGAUACUGAAUCUUACACAAGCGCCAUCUCGACUACAGAUGGCUCUCCAGAAGAUUCAGUCGCAGCCGGGCCUUGGGGCAACGGUGACGGAGGGCAAGCAGAUCUUGGACAAGUGGCACCUGACGUUGGGAAAGUACAUGGCGAAAUACAAUAUGGUGACAGGGGAUUACGAGGGGAAACAACAACUCAUCUCCCUGGCUGACAAGGCUAACGUUCGGAAGAUCGGCUUGAAGCUAGCUGAGAAGUUCGUGACCGUCGAUGCGGUCCCCCUGCUCUCCGAGAGCGUCUGGAAGCAGAUUGGAGCCUCCAAGAACGAUAGGUUCCGUAUUCUCAGCGCGCUCCCCCAGGAACUACAAAACUUGAUUGAGGGCGGGAUUGAAGCCUGGAAGCCUCAGACCGGGGGAAGGACGAGCAAGGUGAACGUGACCUACGACAAGGAGUAUGUGCCGCAGCAGCUCGUGGAGGUAGAGCUCAAGGUUCACAAUCUCUUCGAGAAAGCAAUGCACAAGGUGCAUCUUCGACCGACGGCUAUCAACUGCAACAGCCUGCGAGGAGGCUUCUCCAACUCCAGAUUCUCGUCUUCAGUGCUCAUAGCGUAUUUGCCCUUCGAUUCACUAAGAAAUUUUGAGCUUCUUCACUCUGUGCUGCCGCCCAAGGCAAAGCAGAUCAAAGUGAAGCCCUUCGAGGAGACGUUUUACGAUCGAAGAUUCCCAGAGAAGAUGAUGGGCCUUAGCUCUUCCUAUGAGACUGAGAAUCGAUUUGCUAGCAAGUGGGCUGACAAGAAAAACAGGGCGAGAACAGCUCCGGAGUUGGCGCGCACGCAGACUGACAUCCUAGGAAAGCCUCUGGUUCGAGUGUUCGAUGACGACAUGUACAAGACAUCUGCCCACUGGUUCCAAAGUGGCUCAAAGAUCCGUGUCUGA
This is a messenger RNA of Guillardia theta CCMP2712, 2052 nucleotides long. RefSeq lists its product as hypothetical. Lineage: Eukaryota; Cryptophyceae; Pyrenomonadales; Geminigeraceae. The record is from RefSeq and is a predicted model, not a curated record. The coding region runs from base 1 to 2052 and encodes 683 amino acids. The transcript is spliced from 28 exons.